AUGUCUAAUUGUCGUGGGGAACACGAACAUGGUGGCCAUCAUCAUGACCAUGAACAUGACCACACGGACGAGAUAGUGCCCACUAUGCAUCACAGCUUAUACCAACAUAUCAUCUUCGACCAAAUCACCACGUUGAACGAGACGCAUAAGGAUUCCGGCAGAAAAAUCAUCGAGAAGACAUGGGCUGAGAGUGACCAGCUGCUCCCGGAGCUCAAGAGCGACGCCGAUGAGCAGGUUAUUAUAAACGUACCAUUCACCGGCCAAGUCAAGCUGCACACAAUCCUGAUACGCUCACCUCCUGACUCCAGCGCGCCGCGCACGCUCAAAGUCUUCAUAAACCGGGAAGACGUAGACUUCGACGUGGCCGAGGAAAUGAGGCCUACGCAGACGUUCGAGCUGUCGCAAUUCAACGGCGUGCAAGAACUGUCUGUUCGCCGGGCUCUGUUCGGCAAUGUGCGCCGGCUAGCUCUGUUCUUCGAGGACAACUUUGGCGACGAUUCCACGCGAAUCUCGUAUCUGGGCUUCAAGGGAGAUUGGAUACCGGUCGGGCGUGCGCCCGUAAAUAUCCUGUACGAGUCCGCGCCGAACCCAAAUGAUCACCGGAUAAUGGUGAUAUUAUCCUUCUUGUUGCCCUCGAUGGAGUUGGCCUUGGUAAGCUGCGCUAGGUCUGUCACCAAGUCCUGCGCGACAAUGGCAUCUCGACUGCCAGCCCGCUGGGCAGCCUCCCUCACCAAGAGUUGCUUGCUGAGCAACACCCGAGUCCUUAUUACCGAGCGCCACACACUCCUCCCUCGAACUGCUAAGCGCGGUGUCAAGUAUGGCUGGUCGACAGCCAACCCGCGCACAAAACCCACGCGCUUCAAUCAACAGAGCGCCGGUCUGCCCGCGCCCACGACGGGCCCCGCAGCGGCCCUAGAGCGCAAGGCGAUGUCGACGCCCCUGCGGACGGGUAUCCUGGCUACCAAGAAGGGCGUCUCGGCCAUGUACAGCGCGAACGGCAAGCGCACACCUUGCACAAUCCUGCAGAUGGACCAAGUACAAGUCGUCGCUGUGAAGACCCGCGCCAAGAAUGGUUACUGGGCUCUCCAGAUAGGCUGUGGUCAGAAGGAGGCCGAUAACGUCACUGCACCGCAACUCGGCUACUUCGAGGCUAAGGGCAUUGCACCCAAGCGCCACCUCUCCGAGUUCAAGGUGCGCGGCGAGGAGGGACUGCUACCCGUCGGCGUGCAGCUGCAACCGGAUUGGUUUAAGGUCGGCCAGUUCGUCGAUGCUAGGAGUGAUAGUCGAGGUAUGGGUUUUGCGGGUGGUAUGAAGAGGCACGGCUUCGCUGGUCAGGAGGCCAGUCACGGUAACUCCAAGAAUCACAGGACGAUCGGUACGUCGGGUCCCAGUCAAGGCGGUGGUUCCCGUGUGCACCCGGGCAAGAAGAUGCCGGGGCGUAUGGGUGGCGAGAGAGUCACCAUUCAAAACCUGAGAGUGCUGAAGGUAGACAACGAGACGGGCAUCGUGGUGGUAAACGGGCACGUGGCGGGGCCUAAGGGCUGCAUAGUGAAGUUAGCCGACGCUGUCAAGAAGUCGCCGCCAGCUGAGACGUUCAUCGAGAAGGCUAGGAGGUUGAUGUUGGAGCGGAAUCCAGACCACGAGACGCAGUUGCAAGUCGCGCGGGAAACACAUCUAAACCUAAAGGAGAUGAGGAAGGCGGGCAAGCUAGGAGAUGCUGUGGCGUUGGCGGCCGCAUUGUAG
Daldinia loculata is the source of this 1743-nucleotide messenger RNA. Its product is annotated as translation protein. Gene Ontology annotation, cellular component: mitochondrial large ribosomal subunit; ribosome. The record is from RefSeq and is a predicted model, not a curated record. Gene Ontology annotation, molecular function: structural constituent of ribosome. Bases 1 to 1743 code for a protein of 580 amino acids. Lineage: Eukaryota; Fungi; Ascomycota; Sordariomycetes; Xylariales; Hypoxylaceae. The transcript has 4 exons. Gene Ontology annotation, biological process: translation.